Menidia menidia (Atlantic silverside) is the source of this 3559-nucleotide messenger RNA. NCBI's taxonomy places the organism in Eukaryota, Metazoa, Chordata, Actinopteri, Atheriniformes, Atherinopsidae. The record is from the annotation of a GenBank genome assembly.
GUCAGGGCAGGGUUGUGCCCUCGGGAGCGUGGACACUUCCGUUUCCGAGAGGCAAGGAGCCGCAACAUCAACAUCCACAGACAGAUUAAGUUAAUUACUUAUCACCAAAAUUGGAGUCUGAGGAUGUCGGGACAAAAGCGUCCUGCGGACUCCACCGGGGCCUCGUCCUCCGGUGCCCCCCCAGAGAAGCGCAGGGAGAGGGAGGGAGAGGACGGAGGGCCCGGUGUCAGCGCCGGUGCUGGGGGAAGCACCGCGGUGGAAACGGUCAUCAAACUGGGAGGGGUGUCUAACUCUGAGGAACAAGACAUCAAAGCGCUCCAAACUAAGAACAGAAAGUUGGGAGAAUCUCUUGAUCAACGACAGGUGAUUGAAGACGAAUUGAGAGAGCGAAUCGAAAGACUGGAGACCCGUCAGGCCACGGAUGAUGCCAGCCUGUUGAUACUCAACAGAUACUGGAACCAGUUUGAUGAAAAUAUUCGGCUGAUCAUCAGGCGCUAUGAACAAGUGAGCAGCGAGGCAGAGAAAUCCCCAUCAGGGGAGGGACGGAGUCUGAAGCCUGAAACUCCAGAACCCGAUGGUGACUCCAACCAGGAGAGGGCCAAAGACAGAGGCCACCAGGGAGAAACCUCCAAUUCCUUUCUGGCCACGUUGGCGAGCAGCACCAGUGAUGAGAUGGAGGCAGAGCUCCAGGAGAGGGUGGAGUCCAGCCAGAAACAGGCCAGUCGUGUGGUGGAGAUCUACCAGAGUCUGAAGAGCACCGUGGAGCUGCUCAAAGCCGAGGCUGAAUCUGGUAGAUCAGAGGGCAGUUUGUGGCAGGAAGCUUCCAAGCUGAACUCCCUGCUGACCUGUGAAAAUGAACGGCUUCAACAGCUGACGGAGGACCUGAAGCAGAAGCACAGUCACAUGACCAGCGAGUCCCGGUCACUGGGCCGGGCCGCCAACAAAGCAGACCAGCGGGUCAGCGAGCUGCAGGCUCGCAUCGAGGAGCUCCAGUGGGACAUGGAGAAGAUCCGCCGCCGGGAGAACAGGUUGAACGCACACCUGAGCGAGAUUCUGGAGAGGGUGAACAGCAAAGGCUACAAAGUGUGCGGGGAAGCCAGCAGUGUGUGUGGAACCAUCACCAUUAACAAAAGAAAGUUUGAAGAAAUGAACAGCGAGCUGGAGGAGAACAGGGAGCUGGCAGACAACCGCCUCAUCGAGCUGCAGAAGCUCCAGCAGGACCUGCAAAAUGUUCAGCAGGAGAACAACGGCAUGAAGACGGAGCUGCUGACUCGGGCUGAGGGUUUGGUCAAAGAGACGUCCGAGUUCCGCUGUCUGCAGUCGCAGUUUUCGGUGCUCUACAACGAGUCGCUGAUCCUCAAGUCCCAGUUGGACGAGACGCGCGCUCGCCUCAACACCACCAGGACGGCGCGGCUCCGGCAGCUGGAGCACAUGGAGAACGAUGAGGUGGCCCUGCAGAGGAAGGUUCGCACGGAGGUGUUUCAGCUGGAGGACACGCUGGCUCAGGUCAAGAAGGAGUACGAGAUGCUGCGCAUCGAAUUCGAACAGACUCUCGCCGCCAACGAGCAAGCAGGUCCCAUCAACAGGGAGAUGCGUCACCUGAUAAGCACACUGCAAACCCAGAACCAGCAGCUGAAGGGAGAGGUGGUGAAGUACAAGCUGAGACUGAGAGAGACGCAAGCUGAGCUCAACCAGGUCCGCAUUUCAAAGGGCAGCGCCAUCCUCCAAUCGCAGUCCAGCACAGAGAUGGACGCCAAGGAUGAGAUGAUCUCUCCAUCCGCGCUGGCCGUUUCCGGGGAACCCACGGUCAAAGCAGAGCCCGACAACGGCUCCUCCACACCCAGCAGCACCGGGGCCUCGGUUAAAACGGAGCCUGGUGUAGAAACCGAGGCGAGCGUAAAGGAAGAGGAGAAGGAGGAGAAGAAAGAGAAGGAGGAGAAGAAAGAAAAAGAGAUUAUAAAGAAAGAGGAGAAAGAAAGGGAACGGGAGAAAGAAAAGGAAAGGGAGAAGCCCAGCCGGAGCAGCGGGAGCAGCAGCAGCACCCUGAUGAAGGAGGAGAAGGAGAAGCCGGGGAGCAGCGGGCAGGCGGAGGAGUCGGCCGGGGAGCGCCUGUCCAUGGUCGGCGGGUCCAAGAGGAAGGAGAUGGAGCAGCUGAAAAUCGUCCGAGCUGAACUGAAGAAAGCGCAGGAGUCCCAGAGGGAGAUGAAGCUGCUGCUGGACAUGUACCGCUCAGCGCCCAAAGAGCAGAGGGACAAAGUUCAGCUCAUGGCUGCCGAGAAGAAGACAAAGUCAGAGGGAGAGGAGCUGCGGCAGAGGCUGAGAGAACUGGAGGAGAGGGAGAGGAGGGAAGGCAAAAAAAUGGCCGACGAAGAGGCUCUGAGGAAGAUCCGAUCUGUGGAGGAGCAGAUCGACACCCUGAACAAGAAGCUGUCUAUCGCUAAGCAGGAGGAGGACGCGCUGCUGAGCGAGAUGGACGUGACGGGGCAGGCCUUUGAGGACAUGCAGGAACAGAACAUCCGCCUCAUGCAGCAGCUCCGCGAAAAGGACGACGCCAACUUCAAACUGAUGAGCGAGCGGAUCAAGUCCAACCAGAUCCACAAGCUCCUGAAAGAGGAGAAGGAGGAGCUCGCCGACCAGCUCCUCACUCUAAAAACUCAGGUGGACGCACAGCUGCAGGUGGUGAGGAAGCUGGAGGAGAAGGAGCGCCUCCUGCAGGGCACCAUCAACGCUGCAGAGAGAGAGCUGUCGCUUCGAACCCAAGCUCUGGACAUGAACAAACGCAAGGCUCAGGAGUCUGCUCUGCAGUCAGAGGAGCUGAGGACCCAGAUGGAGCAGGUCCAGCAGAGGCUCAAACUGGUCAGGGAAGAGGUCAUCGAGAACAGCAUUUCCAGGGAAAAGGAGUCCUUCAACGCCCGGCGAGCACAGGAGGACAUCUCCAAACUUAGGAGAAAGAUUGAAAAGGCCAAGAAACCAGCCGAGAAAAUCAGCAGCGGAGACGAGAUCCUCAACGAGGAGAUUAGUGAAUACAAGGCCCGCCUCACAUGUCCCUGCUGCAACUCCCGGGUGAAGGAUGCUGUCCUGACCAAGUGCUUCCACGUCUUCUGCUUCGAGUGCGUCAAGACGCGCUACGACACCCGGCAGAGGAAGUGCCCCAAGUGCAACGCCGCCUUCGGAGCCAACGACUUCCAUCGCAUCUACAUCGGCUGAGUGGGGGCCCCCCCCCCCCCCCCCUCUGCUCGGGACGGAGAGGAAGGGGGUCAGCGAGACGAGCGGCGGUACAAACUCUGCCUGGAGCCAGACUCCGCUCCGCACUCGUGUGCCGCCUCCUGUCGUAGGAGGUUGUUAGCGGGACGUCACAUGACAGUUUCAGAGAUGCUCUGAACACAAGACUUUAUAUCUUUCUUUCUUUCAAACAAUGACUGAAGCCCCCCCCCCCCCUUCCUUCUAUCCACUUUCCUACAUUUCUGUUCUUUGGCGCAGAAAGAGUGGUUGCAUCCCAUCCCGAGGCUUAAAGUGUCUGUGUGUGUGAGUGUGUGUGUGUUGACAUUUGAAAACGUAC